UAAAUCGAAUUAGCGCCGUAUUCAUUGUUGCCCUGUAUUACAUGUAAAUUGAUUUAAAAACUUGAAAAUUGAACCGAAUUUUUUCACCCAAUAGUAUAUAAUAUAAAUAGUACACCGUGUGUUUGUUUUCAAAAUGCAUUUCGUAUGAACCUAAACAUCUAUUAAUUGUAGACAAAUGAAUAAACGAUCAACGACAAUCGACGAAAAACGAACAACGAUAAAUGUUCAUGUAUAUGGAAAUAUUUUUAAAACGAGCUCUGUGCUCAUGGAAGUCGGGUUUAAAGGAGAAUGCUUAAAUGUGAGAAUUGCUGUCAAGGUGAUUUAUGCCCGGUUGCCGUCGAGUAUCUAAAUUCCAGUUGACUUUAUUUAUGUGGCUUGAGUGCUGUUUGAACUGGCAUUGCAACGCGAUCACAGAAACAAUAGCGGAUUAAAACAGCGUGAUCAUCAGAGUGAUUUACGUAGAUACCCUCGACGUAAAUGUGAAAACGCUUAGCGCGAAAAGAUGGCGGAACCGAGUGACAGGAAUCAAUUACCGCCCGGUUGGGAAUGCAGAUACGACAUCCGUAGUGGUCGCCCCUAUUUCAUAAAUCACUUUAAUCGCACUACGACAUGGGAAGAUCCGAGAGUGAGAUAUUGGCAGUAUUCUCAAUAUGUGCAAUCUCAAAACUCAACAGCCCUAAGUUCAGCGACCACUACUACUUCGCAAGAUAUUCCUAUGCAGACUGGAGGAAGCGGAGGUGGGCAUUUAAAUUACACGGGUGCUCAUAGAGCGCCACAAAUUUAUCCAACACCGUCCCCUUAUCAUAAUCCACAACUAGCAUUUUUACCUCCCAGUGCGCAGGAACUGAAAACUCCAUUGUCGCUAAAGUCCACCAGUGCGAUGACAACUCGGUUCGGUGAUAUGACUUUAGGCUCCCCGACUCCAGUGAGAAACACUGAGACGAGUUUCACGCAAAAUUCCGACUCCGAAUCGCAAGUGGCAAAGAUCAAUGCUGUGUUUCCGACAGUCUCUGACACACACAUUCGCCUUUUACUAAAGAAAUACCAUAACAGAGCAGCUUUGGUCAUGAGUGCUCUUCAAGUGGAAAAGAAUCCUCUUUGCGCCCCGGGACCGUGCACACCUGUGGGAGUGCAUUCGAAUUAUGCAAUCCCGAGAUGGCGUCUACCGGCUCACGCUAUACAUGCAGCGUUAACAUUGAGUCCACCUCGCGGGGUUCGGCCAGCCCCUAACUCCCCAAAAAUGAAACUUAGGUACCUGAAAAAUGUAUUUCCAAAAGUGGAUGAAACAAUAUUGCUGGAUAUAUUGGAACAGAGUGAUAACAAUGUACAGAAAGCAUCGGAGAAAUUAAUUGAGCUGGGCUAUGAAAAACGAAAUCCUACCGUUCCUGCAAAAGCCUUAGCCAAAAAAAAGGAAGAAGAAGAACAGACUCGGAAUGAACAAACCGCACCUACACCUCCCCCACGAAUGAAGAGUGCAGAAGAAAAAACUAAGAUGAAAGCGCGUUUAACGGAAAAAUAUAAAACUGUGCCAGAUCGAGUGGUCAUGCUUGCCAUGGAUAGCGUGGAUUAUGACGAAGAAAGAGCAAUACAUAUAUUAGACAUAGUAGUAUCAGAGGAAGCCACUCGACCAUUAUGUACUUCUAGUAGUCAAAGUAGUAAAAGCGACGAACGAAAAGAUAGCCCACCAGUAACAGAGGCUAUAAAAUUAACCGCUUCUCCGAUCAAAAAGAUCAAUAGAGAUGGAGAAGGCGAAAAGUCGAAAAGGUCCAAAAAUAAGACUGAAAUACCGAAGGUUUCACGUGGAACCAGUACUACCGAGGAUAAAGAAUACAAGUCUCCCUAUUUAAUAAAACCAAUCGGAUCAAACUCGGAUCUGGCGAAAGGAGCAAAUAAUGAUCUACUAUUGCCAGAUUAUGCGCCGUGGUCAGGACCGGAUCCGAAUUUGUUGGUCAAGCAACCGUUUUCAGGACUCGCAAUGGGACGCGAUGGGAGUUUACUCUCCACAACUCAUUGCUUCACUAAAGGUCCGCAGUCCGAAUUACGGAAAGGACCAAUAAGGGGAUUGGCCCAGGGCUCUAUUUAUUCACAGAGAAAUGUGACCAAUACGGAGAGCCGCGGUAAAUGAAAUAUGUGCAACUGUUUUUCUCUUGAUAUUUUUGCUUUAGUUAAAUAGUUAGAUUAUUCAACUUUUAUUUAGUUGGAACUACAUGAUUAUCUUGAUUUUGAUACGCUAUUAUUUGAACUCGAAUAUUUUUAUAUCAGUUUUAAUCGUUUUAGAGGUAAUAACCUGUUUAUUCUUGUUUAUUUCUGUGUUAUAUUAUUCAAUAAAGAUUUAUAUUUUGUUGAUAAAAAAAUUUAUACAUAAUUGUUUAGUGAAAAUUAUUUCUCUGGAAAUUUUAUUUAUAUUUGUCGUAUAAGUUAUUUAUGUUUGGAAAAUGUCAUGGACGAGAAGUCUAUAUUUGAAACGCUAUGAAUUUUGAUGAGAGAAACGUAAUUGCAGUGCAUUCACUUUUUCCGCAAUUUUUUUCGAAGAGUAGAUGUAUUCUACCGUUGAAGUAAAUAAUGUAUAUUUACGUACAAUCAUACGUUGUAAGAUGCACGAUAGAUGAACGAAACAAGCUGUCGAGAUUUUAAAAAUGCGACAAUUUGUAUUUCAAGAAAAAGCUGGAAUUCAAUACUCCAAUACUUCUCAGUGGCAAAUACAUUAGAAAAAAGUGAUCUUCCCCGUACAUAGUCAUAUUAUGUGUUAUAAAAUGCUCUUCUAUGUAAUAAUUGUAAUAAUGGAAAAAAUAUGCAUACAUAAAUUUUACAACAUUUUUAUCUUUGACAUAUCUUAUGGAGUCCAAUAUUAUUUGCAUAUAGAGCAUGUCAAAGUCAAUUUGUCAGUUUUACAGAACAUAUUUGAGUAUUAUCUUUAUAUACAAUACACAAUUUAAAUAAUUGAACUAUAUAUAUGUUCAUAUCUAAUUAAACAGUGCGUGUAACAAAAAUCGUUUUUAAACUUUCAUGAAUAAUUACGUAUCGUGCAUUAAUUGAAUAUAUAAGUUUAGCAAACAAUUUUGGUAUAAAUGAUGUUUAUUAGUGACUGUGAGGCUUCGAAAAUUAGUGUCGAUUUCUUGUAAUAAUCUAAAGUAUCACUGAUUAUUGGCAAUGGUUUCUAUUUGUUAAAACAUUUGAUUAAUGUGCAAAAUAUCCUUUUUUUUCUUUUACAUAAUAUUAAUAAAACUACUAACUUUGGCUUAUCUCUGCAUUUUAAUAUAAAAAUUGUAAAAUUAAAAUAACUGAGAAAUUAUAUAAAAAAAUUUUAUUCUUUUUAAGUUUAAAUUUAUUGAGAAAUAUUCAGAAUAUUUAUAUUUUAUGUCUUGUUAUUGUUAAAGUUAUUUUUCAAGAAUUGUAUUAACAUAUUUAAUUCUGAGUGCUGUAUAAUAUAACCUCAUUAAUAAUAUUUUGAAUUAACAAGUUCAGAAGUCGGCAUUAAUUUAUGAGUCUUAGUUAUUGACUAAUAAUUUUACAUGUGAUCGUUAAUAUAUAACGAAAAAAUACAGUAUUAAUAUUUCUUGUGGUAUGUGUAAUAUUCAUCGUAUCAAUUUUAAAAUAAGUAAAAAUAUAUUAUUUUGAGGAAUUUAUCAGUAUUAAAAAUUACAAAAUUAUUAUUAAAACUAUCUUUUCAUUUAAUAACAUUAUUUUCGAAAAUUACCCUUUAACAUAAAAUUCCUGCUGUUAACGAUAAAAAAUUUUAAAUUUUGGAUAAACAGGGAUUCCCAAUAAAAGUUUCACACAAUGGUUUAAAGAUAAAUAUUUUAGUAUUGAUAAAUCCCUUAACAAGAGUACGGAAUGUGAACUCUUGCUUUUCUGAUUUUGAUGAAGUGAAGUUCAGAAUGAGAAUUUUAUCUGAAAUCUGAAGCCAAACAUACAGUAUUAAUAUAUAUUUUAAUGAAAUAGAUGUAAAACAAUUCUCCAUUAGAUGAGUGUAUAUUUAGAAAUACGUUUUAUAAGCUGGCAUUGUAAAAAGCAGAUGAAACAAACAACAGGUGAAAUAUUGUAUGAAAGUAGCAUAUCUCUAAUGCAACAAAAUCUUCAUCGAUUGGUAUGCAGAAUGGGCCAUAACCAAAAAAUAAGGUUUCUAAUAGUAAAUUAUAAUAUGUAAAGAUAGAUAUUUAUAUAUACAACGUAUAUAUAGUCAAGUUUUAAUGUACAGAAAUAUUUUCAUAGCUUGAUUCAGGAAUCGAUCCAGCCUUUACGAAUAUUUAAGAUAUGACUAAAAUGUUAAUAACAGAUGGGCUGUGGCUGAGAUGUAUGUUGAGAGCUAUUUUUAUAGCUUUUUGACUCUUGAAAACAAAAAUUACAAGGAAUAAAAUAAUAUAUUUUGACUAUAUUUUGAGCAUUGCCAUUAAUACUAAAAAGAUAUGUACAAGUAGAGUAACAAACGUCCUUUCAUAAUAUUAGUCAUUUUCAAUUAAUAAUAUAUCUGUUGAAAUAUAUUUCCUUACAACAUACACACAUACAUACACUUAACACACAUGUAUUCUUCUAAUGGAAAAAGCAUUAUUUAGUCAAGUGAGGUUUAUAAUGUUUGUUCCACAUAAAUAAUUACAUGUUACUUAGGAUUUCGUGCAUAGAUGUUAGUCAUUUUGUGCCACUGUAUGCGCAUCUUUAAAACUUAAUCUCAAAUGUGUAUUCUUAUAUUAUUAAAUUGUGUUCUUUAUGCGUGAAUAUGCAGAUAACCCCGGCUGCUUGAUAGUUAAAGUCGUAGAUUCCGAGUUAACCAUGUUAUAUCUAUGCUUAAAUAUUUUGCGAGUAGACAUAUUUUUCAUAUAUCUCAACUAAUAUCUAACGUCCACGGAGAACAUACGCUGAAACGUCCUUACUUCUUACUUGAUAAUUUAAUGUAUUUUGUUAUGUCGCUAUAUUUGUUUAUUAUGUUAUAUAGCCAUGAAGCUAAUAACAAUUAUAUCAAAAUGUUACAUUCCUAGAUCAUUCAGAUAUGUAAUACCUACUUGGGCUGAUUAUCUAAACAGCAAUAUAAACGUGACGUAAAUG
Messenger RNA from Ooceraea biroi (clonal raider ant), 5040 nucleotides. RefSeq lists its product as uncharacterized. The record is from RefSeq and is a predicted model, not a curated record. Gene Ontology annotation, molecular function: ubiquitin binding; molecular adaptor activity; kinase binding. Gene Ontology annotation, cellular component: cytoplasm. Lineage: Eukaryota; Metazoa; Arthropoda; Insecta; Hymenoptera; Formicidae. Gene Ontology annotation, biological process: negative regulation of organ growth; regulation of hippo signaling; regulation of DNA-templated transcription.